Durotheca rogersii is the source of this 807-nucleotide messenger RNA. RefSeq names its product histone-fold-containing protein. The record is from RefSeq and is a predicted model, not a curated record. The transcript has 3 exons. Lineage: Eukaryota; Fungi; Ascomycota; Sordariomycetes; Xylariales; Xylariaceae. Gene Ontology annotation, molecular function: protein heterodimerization activity; DNA binding; DNA-binding transcription activator activity, RNA polymerase II-specific. Bases 1 to 807 code for a protein of 268 amino acids. Gene Ontology annotation, cellular component: nucleus; CCAAT-binding factor complex. Gene Ontology annotation, biological process: regulation of DNA-templated transcription.
AUGGACCAGUCCCUGUCGAAUCACCCGCAGUCGUCGCGAGGAGGUGCAGCGACCGGCGUCUACGAUAUAUCACACGGCGGCCACUACGGCGCCAGUGCAGCACUCGUCAACUCCGGCUUCGCCGCUCCCGAACUUUACACCGGACCUUGGGCCAAUGUGCACCAGGGUCUGCACGGCCAGUACAAGGAUAUCUUGACGACCUACUGGCAAAACACGAUCAACCACCUCGAGUCCGACCAGCACGACUACAAGCUGCAUCAGCUUCCGCUCGCGCGGAUUAAGAAGGUUAUGAAGGCGGACCCCGAAGUCAAGAUGAUCUCGGCUGAGGCCCCGAUCCUGUUCGCCAAGGGCUGCGACAUCUUCAUCACCGAGCUGACGAUGCGCGCGUGGAUCCACGCCGAGGAAAACAAGCGCCGGACCCUGCAGCGGUCCGACAUCGCGUCCGCCCUAGCCAAGAGCGAUAUGUUCGACUUCCUGAUCGACAUUGUGCCGCGCGAGGAGGCGAGCCACGCUAAGCGCGCGAACCCGACCGCCCAGGCGCAGUCCUCGCAGGGCGUACCCGCCACUCCUGGCGGCCAGAUGCCUGGGUCGCACGGCAUCCCCGGCGCCGCCAACCACAUGGGCGGGCCGGGCGAUUAUGGCAUGGCCAGCCACGGCAUGGGCACCGACCAGGAGUACCGCGGCCCUCCCAUGUACAACCAGGUCCAGGCCGGCCCCGGCGGCCCCUACAGCCAGCAGCCCCCGCAGCCCAUAUACGGCGACAUGGAGGGCAUGUACGGCUACCCGGGCAUGCCCCAACAGCAGUAA